Pelecanus crispus (Dalmatian pelican) is the source of this 738-nucleotide messenger RNA. Lineage: Eukaryota; Metazoa; Chordata; Aves; Pelecaniformes; Pelecanidae. The record is from RefSeq and is a predicted model, not a curated record.
GCCGUCUAUGCCGUGGUGAACCUGGUGAUCUUUUACCCUGCCGCCUCCACCUGGACGUGGCUAGCAUUCAUCUUCAGCUCGGUGGUCUAUGGUACCAGCUACCGGUCCAUGAACUCCAUGGCUAAGCCAUCUUUCACAGAUGAUGGUAGCCUUGCCGACGGGGGAAUUGACCUGAAUAUGGAGCAGGGGAUGGCAGAGCACCUCAAGGAUGUGAUCCUGCUGACAGCCAUGGUCCAAGUGCUGAGCUGCUUCUCGCUCUAUGUCUGGUACUUCUGGCUCUUGGCUCCAGGACGUGCUCUCUACCUCCUUUGGGUGAACAUCCUGGGGCCCUGGUUUACAGCUGACUCUUCACCCGCUGGUCAGGAACCAAAUGAGAAGAAGCAACGCCGACAAGAACGCCGCCAGAUGAAGCGCUUCUAGCCCUGGCUGGGGAGAUAAAUUAAUGCUGUCUCUCAUCUCCAUGUUUUUAGUUCAUCAGGGAUGCGACCGAAGCCAAUCCAAAACCAUUGCAGUAGCUAUGUUGCCCUCUGUCAUUGCUGCCAUUCCACUAGAAAGGCUGCAAGAGACUUCCCUUGGUUGGUUCUUAGCGCCAGUUGAGGCCUUGCUCCUUGGGAUGACAAGGGGAGCAAUGCUGGGAUGUGUGUAAAUACCUUUUGUAAAGUAGCACUGUAUCGUGUUUGAGGUUGGGGAUUGCAACGUUGGAGGAAAUAGUACAUUAAAGAGCAGAGUCUAAUUGAC